Molecule: messenger RNA, 2233 nt
Organism: Salarias fasciatus (jewelled blenny)
Lineage: Eukaryota; Metazoa; Chordata; Actinopteri; Blenniiformes; Blenniidae
Gene: ccdc93
Product: CCC complex scaffolding subunit CCDC93
Exons: 24
Coding region: 19-2016 (665 amino acids)
Biological process (GO): Golgi to plasma membrane transport
Source: RefSeq, a predicted model, not a curated record
AUCCACCGUCAGUCCAACAUGGCGGCGGCUUCGUCUGUUUUCCACAGAGUGAGAACUGGCUCAAAAAUAGGAGCUCAGUACGACCAGGAGGGGAACCUCAUCCAGGUGGAAACCCGAGAAGAUGAGGAGCAGAGCGUGAAGCUGGGAGAGAUCCUGGAGCUGCUGCUGGCUGCUGGAUACUUCAGAGCCAGAAUUAAAGGGCUGUCCCCCUUUGAUAAGGUGGUCGGCGGGAUGACCUGGUGCAUCACUACAUGUAACUUUGACAUUGAUGUGGAUCUUCUUUUCCAAGAAAAUGCCACCAUCGGUCAGAAGAUAGCCCUGACAGAGAAAAUCGUCUCAGUUCUCCCGAAGAUGAAGUGUCCUCAUCGUCUGGAGCCGCAUCAGAUCCAAGGGCUGGAUUUCAUCCACAUCUUUCCAGUGAUACAGUGGCUGGUGAAGCGAGCCAUUGAGACCAGGGAGGAGAUGGGGGAUUAUGUUCGGGCCUACUCCAUCUCUCAGUUCCAGAAGAACCACAGACUACCAGAGGAUGAAGAGUUCCUCCAGAGGAGAGACGGGGCCGUGAGGGCAGUCCUGGAUGUAAUGGAGGUCUACAAACCCCAGAGGAAGUACAGGAGGCAGAGGGGAGCCGAGGUGCUGACGGACGAGGAGUCCCGGGUCCACUCCACCCUGCUGGAGUAUGGAAGUGGUGCUGCUGUAGCUUCUCCUCUGUUUCUCCUCCUGUUUCCUCACCUCCCAUCAUCCAUCUCCACCACUAGAAUGUCAGAUUUCCUGCUGCGGUAUGGAUUCAAUAAGCAGUCCGAACAAGACAAGGUGGAUAAAGGAAGAGCCUCCGUUCCUGCUGGAUCACACCCAGCGCCGCCCGGAGGCUCCGACGGGUCAGAAGAGGACCAGCUUCAGGCUGCAGAGGAGAUGCGAAUUAAAAGCCUGAUGACCAACAUGGCCGCCAUGGAGAAUGAGGAGGGGAAGCUGACGGCGAGCGCCGUCGGUCAGCUCGUGGGACUGCAGUCGGAGGAGAUCAAGCAGAUCGCCUCAGAGUACGCCGAGAAGCAGUCGGAGCGUUCCUCAGAGGAACGUUCAGAACGCUACGGCCCGCUGCAGCAGCACCGCCGAGCCGUGGCCUCGCUCAACAAACACAUCCAGCAGAAGACCAAAGAGCUGCAGGAGUUACAGGAGAAGCACUCAGACGUGAAGGCGAGCUGUGACGAGGCCAAAAGACAGCUGACGGAGGCCACUCAGCAGUCCCAGCAGCUGGAGAAGGAGCUGAAGUGUUUGGAGGGGAUGGAGGAGCAGGCUGACAGCGGUGUUCUGGAGAAGCUGAGGGCUCUGGUGACCAUGAAUGAGAGCCUGAAGCAGCAGGAACAGGAGUUUCGUGCACACUGCAGAGAAGAGAUGACCCGGCUGCAGCACAACAUUGAGGAGCUGAAGUCUUCAUCGGGGCAGGACACCGAUGAGGAGAAGGAGAGGAACGAGCUGAUAGACAAACAGUACAACGCAGACCGGGAGAAGCUGCAGAAGAUCCGCCUGCUCAUGGCCCGGAGGAACCGUGAGAUCGCCAUCCUGCAGAGGAAGAUAGACGAGGUGCCGAGCCGGGCCGAGCUGACUCAGUACCAGAAGAGGUUCAUCGAGCUCUACAGCCACGUGUCUGCCACGCACAAGGAGACCAAGCAGUUCUUCACCCUCUACAACACGCUGGACGACAAGAAGGUGUAUCUGGAGAAAGAGGUCAACCUCCUGAACUCCAUCCACGAUAACUUCCAACAAGCCAUGGCGUCCUCGGCUGCCAAGGAGCAGUUCCUCCGCCAGAUGGAGCAGAUCGUGGAGGGAAUCAAGCACAGUCGCAUCAAGAUGGAGAAAAAGAAGCAAGAGAACAAGAUGAGGAGAGACCAGCUGAACGACGAGUACCUGGAGCUGCUCGACAAGCAGAGGCUCUACUUCAAAACUGUCAAAGACUUCAAGGAGGAGUGUCGGAAGAAUGAAAUGCUGCUGUCCAAGCUGAGAGCUAAAGGAGCGUCUUAGUUCUUCACGGCACCGUCGUCCUGAGUUUCGUAGACAAAUGUUUAACAGCCAAGCUGAUCACUCAUGAACUCAUUCCUCGCCGUCGUGUGAAUAAUCCAGUUUGUAAAAAUGCCUUGAGUCCGCUUGUGACGUUGUUUUGAGGACUCCCUCCUCACAUGUGCCAAACUAAUAUAAAUAAAAGUGCUUUCAAUGUUCUCGUUAAUGAAAGACUAUAUAU